This is a messenger RNA of Triticum dicoccoides, 669 nucleotides long. RefSeq lists its product as uncharacterized. Lineage: Eukaryota; Viridiplantae; Streptophyta; Magnoliopsida; Poales; Poaceae. The transcript has a single exon. Bases 1 to 462 code for a protein of 153 amino acids. The record is from RefSeq and is a predicted model, not a curated record.
AUGCCGAUGAUCAGCUGCUGCCACCAGCUCAAGCCUCCGUCUGCGCCCCUUCACCUCCAGCCGGCCGGCACCGGCUCACGGGCGCCCGCCCAUCUCCCUGCGCUGCGCCGGGCGUGCUUCGCGGCGGCGGCGUGCGUGCUGGCCGUCGGCGCGAUGGGCGCGGUCGACGGCGCGGCCAUGGCGCGGGGACCUGCCGACGACGGCGCGGCGCACGGGGCGGCGCUGGUGCGCGCGCAGGCGCCCGCGCGGUGGAGCGACCGGAGGCAGUGCCCGCCGUGGCACGCCAACUCGCUGGAGAACGUGGUGCCGGAGAACCUGCCACGGCCGUCCGCGCGCCGGAGGUACAACGGCGUCGCGGCCGCCGACAAGGCGCGUGCGCCCGCGCCCGCGGCGUCGCCCGACGCCGUGCUCCCGUUCCUGGCGCUCCGCUCCGGCUCCGGCAUGGGCUGCUUCUCCCUCUGAAUUAAUCUAGCUAGGUGAUGUAAAUUGUAAUUAAGGGGGUGAUUAGACUAGCUGAUUAAUUAGCUUAGCUUGUAGAAGAAAAUAAGCUCUUAUAUUGGUGAGAGCUGGGGGUACAUACGACCAACAUAUUGUUUUAUCUGUAUUUUCAAUUCAUUGCUCGAAAAAGAGCUAGUAUUAAUCAUUAUAUAUCUGGCAUUUUGUUGGCUA